AUGGGGUCUGGGCCUCCCCCUCCCAAGCUCAUCCACCUUCCCUCCCCCGUCCCCCAGCUCGUCAGUGAGAAGGUGGGAGGCGCCGAGGGCACCAAGCUGGACGAUGACUUCAAGGAAAUGGAGAAGAAGGUGGACGUCACCAGCAAGGCGGUGAUGGAAGUGCUGGCUAGGACCAUCGAGUACCUGCAGCCUAACCCAGCUUCACGGGCCAAGCUGACCAUGCUCAACACGGUGUCCAAGAUCCGCGGCCAGGUGAAGAACCCUGGCUACCCGCAGUCGGAGGGGCUUCUGGGCGAGUGCAUGAUCCGCCACGGCAAGGAGCUGGGCGAGUCCAACUUCGGGGACGCCCUGAUGCGGGAAGCCUCCUCCCGCCCCAAGCGGGAGUUCAAGCCCAAGCCCCGGGAGCCCUUCGACCUCGGCGAGCCUGAGCAGUCCAAUGGGGGCUUCCCCUGCGCCACAGCCCCCAAGAUCUCAG
This is a messenger RNA of Carlito syrichta (Philippine tarsier), 475 nucleotides long. Its product is annotated as endophilin-A2-like. NCBI's taxonomy places the organism in Eukaryota, Metazoa, Chordata, Mammalia, Primates, Tarsiidae. Gene Ontology annotation, molecular function: protein binding. Gene Ontology annotation, cellular component: cytoplasm. The record is from RefSeq and is a predicted model, not a curated record. The annotation marks the transcript as partial. The transcript has 5 exons.